Molecule: messenger RNA, 425 nt
Organism: Oenanthe melanoleuca
Lineage: Eukaryota; Metazoa; Chordata; Aves; Passeriformes; Muscicapidae
Gene: SERF2
Product: small EDRK-rich factor 2
Exons: 3
Coding region: 99-278 (59 amino acids)
Source: RefSeq, a predicted model, not a curated record
AUUGGCUGUGGCGUCCCUUAAAGCGCGGAGCGGGGCGGGGCGUGGGGGGGGUCAGUGCGGGACGUGGCGGUGGAGUGGCGGUGGGAGGGAGCGGCGCCAUGACCCGCGGCAACCAGCGCGAACUGGCGCGGCAGAAGAACCUGAAGAAGCAGAGCGACUCGGGCAAGGGCAAGCGGCGGGACGACGGGCUCUCGGCUGCCGCCCGCAAGCAGAGGGACUCGGAGAUCAUGCAGCAGAAGCAGAAGAAGGCCGACGAGAAGAAGGAAGGCAACAAGUAGCGGGCGGAGGCGCCGGGCUGCCGCCCCAGGGCCGGUCCCGCCGGCAGGAUGCCCCGCGCCGCCCCGGGCCGGGUCCCGCCGGGACCCCCGGCAUCGCCCCGCGCCCUGCGGUGCCGUCCCCUAUUAAAGUAGCUGUGGAGCCCUGCA